AGCCGCGUUUGUGUCCAGAUGAAAGUGCGACGUGUCACGGAUCAAUCGGGGUCUCGAUAGACCUCAGCUGCCAAUGAUCCUUCAGGCAACACUUCGGAUGAAAUGAGGAGCAUCUGUUUGCUUUGAUUAACAGAUCAAAUGAAUUAUCCGCUCGUUUGGUCCGUCUGUCAACAUCAGCUUUAAUCUGUCGAGGUUUUCUCCUCAUCGUGGCCGCGUGAUCCGUAGCGGAGGUCGACGUCACUCUCUGUGGGCAGCACGUCAGUCCCGUUGUGUCCGACCCUUGUUGGUGGAGUCCGCACAGCUGUUUCAGGAGCAUCGUCAGUCAGCACCAGGAAGCUGAAGAGACGUGGUUUGUUUGAAGCGAAGGAUGGCACUCGUCUGCCCAAAAAGACUCGCUGUCAUUGAGAUGCUCGAGAUGAAGACGGUAGGCACAGUGCGGACCUUCAUGGUGGGUGUGUCUUAAAAUGGACGGUCAGAGCGAACUUCAUCGGAAGGACGAAACGACAUUGGUUUGCAUUUCAACUGCAGACCUUCUCAGCUUUGUUGGCAACUCUCUGCUGCCCUCUGCUGGGUACAAUUCGAUACUGCAUAAUGAAGUACCCUUUUCCUGAACCGUCGAAACUGUAACAGCCUGCUCGCUCUCGUUCACUGACUCUACAAAGCAGAGCGUUGGGUGGAUCUCACGGCAGCAAUGACUGCGAUGUGAGGUUUUAUUUUGAAAGGACACCGGAACUCCUCCUGCAUGGCGCUUGUGCACUGGCUGACGAUACAGCAGUGCCGCUGGAUGUAGCAGCUCACCACCCGGCUAACACCUGAACUGGCUCGGGACGGUGACUGUGCCGAACCGGACCGAGCAUUCAGAAUGAAUGACGGGGCGGGGCUUCGAUUUCGACGGCAGCAGCGGCCCCAGAUCAUCACCGACGAGCUGCCCGGGCCCCGGCACAAGAGCACCGGAACCUACAGUGGCAAAGUCUUCCAGGUGACACUGUUGUCCGUGGGGGGAGUCGUGCUGCUUCCUGUCCUGGUCAUUACCCUGAUUCUGGAGUCGCCCAUCCAGCCUAGCGUCUUCAGUCUCAAGGACCCCCCAUUCAUGACAGGCAGCUGGGCUCCCAACCUGCGACUCCGCGAUGCUGAGAGACUUUUUCAGGAGCAGCUCACUGGCCCCGAGUCGAUCGCAGCGCUGGGAGAUGUUUUCUUUAGUGGGACGGCUGACGGAAGAAUUGUGAAGCUGGUGGGUCGGAGGAUUUUCACUCUGGCUCGACUUGGAAAACCGCCCUGCGGGUCUCUGGAGCAGGAGCCCAGCUGUGGGAGGCCGCUGGGCAUCAGAGCCGGAUCCAACGGGACGCUGUUUGUGGCCGACGCUUACCUGGGCAUUUUUGAGGUGGACCCAAGCACAGGUGAGGCGGAGCCUCUCUCUCGCUGGGAUCGGAAGGUGACGCGCCUGUCUGCAGGCGCCUCCACCCAGCUGGUGGUGGGGGGUCAGGAGGUCGCGGGGAGGAGGUUGUCCUUCAUCAACGACUUGGACGUGACUCAGGAUGGUAAGAAGAUAUACUUCACCUCCUCCUCCAGCAGAUGGCAGCGACGAGACUACUUGCACCUCCUGAUGGAGGCCACAGCCGACGGAAGAGUGCUGGAGUACGACGCUGAGACCAGAGAAGUGUCUGUGGUGAUGGAGAACCUGCGAUUCCCCAACGGCAUCCAGCUGCUUCCGGACCAGGAGUCGGUGCUGGUGGCUGAGACCACGAUGGCCCGGAUACGCAGAGUGCAUGUGGCGGGCCUGAACAAAGGUGGCAUGGACACGUUCAUGGACAACCUCCCUGGCUUCCCGGACAACAUCCGGCCCAGCUCCAGUGGCGGAUACUGGGUGGCCAUGUCAGCCAUAAGGCCCAACCCUGGAUUCUCUCCGCUGGACUUCCUGUCCCAGAGGCCGUGGAUCAAGAAACUCCUGUUCAAGCUCUUCAAUCAGCAGGUGUUGGUGAAGCUGGCGCCGCCCUACAGCCUGGUUGCUGAGCUGCAUGAGGGCGGCGUGUGUUCCCGCAGUUUCCACGAUCCGGGUGGCCAGGUGGUUCCCUACGUCAGCGAGGUCCUGGAGCACGCUGGCAGCUUGUACCUGGGUUCAUACCGUUCGCCCUUCAUGGUCAGACUGGACCUGAGGGCGGCAGGGUGACCCACCAGGCCACACACACACACACGCACUGACUUUUUAUUUCUCACCUCAAAAGUCAAUAAAUGUCUCUCCUUAUUCCGAUGCGUGUCAGCAUUGAUGGUGUGAUCACAUGGAUGACUUUGACUGGACGCGUGUGUACUUGCGUGUUCAUCGGAUGGUCGCGUGUUUGUUAGUGAGAGUUUGUUGUCGUUGUGUCUCCGUCCUCCUGUUUGUUUUCCUGUGUGUUA
This is a messenger RNA of Synchiropus splendidus (mandarinfish), 2394 nucleotides long. It is a transcript of the gene apmap, whose product is annotated as adipocyte plasma membrane associated protein. The transcript is spliced from 8 exons. The record is from RefSeq and is a predicted model, not a curated record. Gene Ontology annotation, biological process: biosynthetic process. Gene Ontology annotation, molecular function: strictosidine synthase activity. Bases 863 to 2167 code for a protein of 434 amino acids. Lineage: Eukaryota; Metazoa; Chordata; Actinopteri; Syngnathiformes; Callionymidae.